AGUCGACGUCGCGGCACCGCAGCCGCGUGACGUACUUCCUGUUUGUUGUUGGAGAAAGGAGAGAAAGGAAAGCGCGAGGACCAUCCGCCACCACCAGCGCAGCCGUGCCGGAGCCGCGAGGAGCCCCGGGCCGCCGCCCCCUCCCUCCUUCCCGCCGUCGGUCGUCCGCGUCCUCGGACCUGUUCCAACAAUUAUUUAAAACAUGGUUGAUUACUAUGAAGUUCUAGGCGUGCAGAGACAUGCUUCAGCCGAGGAUAUUAAAAAGGCGUACCGAAAACUGGCACUAAAGUGGCACCCAGAUAAAAAUCCUGAGAAUAAAGAAGAAGCAGAGAGAAAAUUCAAACAAGUAGCUGAGGCGUAUGAGGUGUUAUCAGAUCCUAAAAAGCGGGACAUCUAUGACAAAUAUGGCAAAGAAGGAUUAAAUGGUGGAGGAGGUGGAAGUCAUUUUGACAAUCCAUUUGAUUAUGGCUUCACAUUCCGUAAGCCCGAGGAUGUCUUCAGGGAAUUUUUUGGUGGAAGGGACCCAUUUAGAUUUGACUUCUUUGGUGUUCUAGGUGACUUCCAUUUUCAGGCCCUCAGGAUUUACACACAGGAGAAGAAGCUGCUUCAUGGCUACUACACGUAUGAGGUCACCGUGCAGCCUGCCUGCGGGUACGAGGAGAUGGCCAGUGAGGACUUGGAGCCUAGUGAAGACCUAGAGCAGCCGGCAGUUGAGACGGUGGAGGACACCGGGAGUGAAGAGGACAGUGAGGUGCUGGAGCUCAUCUCCAGCGAGGACCUGGAUGUGUCUAGUGAGGAUGAGGCCAGCGAGGGCCGCAGCGGGGGCCAGGGCGAGCCCCUCAGUGAGGAGCUGGAACCCAUUUCCAGCGAGGACGAGGCCAGCCUUGAGGAUGAGGGGGACGAGGGGGAGCUCAGCGAGGAGUGUGAGGAGGAGUGUGAGGAGCUGCUGAGUGAGGAGGAGCACAGUGGGUCGGAGCUGGGCCUGCCGGGCCUGCACCUCCUGCCACAGUCCAGUGUCACAGGGGCUAUGGGCUCUGUUUACAAGAAGGCUUACCUUACCUAGAAUGCAUCUAGAAUAAAGAAGUUUCUUUUCCUAGUGCCUUGAUGCCAUCAUUGGUCAGGUGACCGUAGUUACCUUGGAGAGAAGAUGCAGGGAACCAGAAAGGGGCGAUGUGUUCUGAAGCCCCAUGUUAGUGUCUCACCCCGUAGGCCAGAGAGCUCGGAGACCCUAGGAGCAGCGUUUUGUUCUCUCCUUUUCCUUGGGCUGUGGGAGGCUUAGAAAACUGAAACCUGUCAUGUUUCCAGUCCUAGAGGCUUAGCCUGCAAGCAGGUGGUGCCACAACCCACCCAGGCCUCUCCCAGCGGUUCUUCCCUGCAUUUGGAUGGGUUUUCCCUGUGU
This is a messenger RNA of Otolemur garnettii (small-eared galago), 1399 nucleotides long. Its product is annotated as chaperone protein DnaJ-like. Gene Ontology annotation, cellular component: nucleus; cytoplasm. The record is from RefSeq and is a predicted model, not a curated record. Gene Ontology annotation, molecular function: protein-folding chaperone binding; protein folding chaperone. The coding region runs from base 203 to 1063 and encodes 286 amino acids. NCBI's taxonomy places the organism in Eukaryota, Metazoa, Chordata, Mammalia, Primates, Galagidae. The transcript is spliced from 7 exons.